This is a messenger RNA of Rhea pennata, 1775 nucleotides long. Its product is annotated as casein kinase II subunit alpha-like. Gene Ontology annotation, biological process: regulation of cell cycle; peptidyl-threonine phosphorylation; peptidyl-serine phosphorylation. Gene Ontology annotation, cellular component: nucleus; cytosol; protein kinase CK2 complex. Bases 352 to 1374 code for a protein of 340 amino acids. Gene Ontology annotation, molecular function: protein serine/threonine kinase activity; ATP binding. The transcript is spliced from 13 exons. The record is from RefSeq and is a predicted model, not a curated record. NCBI's taxonomy places the organism in Eukaryota, Metazoa, Chordata, Aves, Rheiformes, Rheidae.
GCCGGUCCGACGGCGCCGCCGCCAGGAGCCGCCGCCAUCUUGUCACCCCCGCGGAGGGGAGAGGCAGCGCCCCUCCCCGCAGCGCCGGGCCCGGCGCGCCGCCAGCAACCAAGAUGACUAUCAGCUUGUACGGAAACUUGGCCGUGGCAAAUACAGUGAAGUCUUCGAAGCCAUCAACAUUACCAACAAUGAGAAAGUAGUUGUGAAAAUACUCAAGGUCAUAAUCUCACCAGUUCAGCACAAGUACUUCGCUUGUUCUGAUCCAAGUUCAUAAAAUCCACAUGCUGGAUUCAUGGAGUGCAGCUCACUGCCUGAGAGAGAGGAAACAGGAGUGCAGAGAUCUUUCCCAGGAUGAUCAAACCAGCGUCUUGCAACGGAAGGUCGUUGCAGCACAUGAUAUCUCAGACUCCCGUCAAAAAGAAGAAGAUCAAACGUGAGAUUAAGAUCCUGGAGAAUCUCCGAGGUGGCCCUAAUAUCAUCAGCCUGCUAGACAUAGUGAAAGAUCCUGUGUCUCGCACACCUGCCCUGGUCUUUGAGCAUGUCAACAACACAGACUUCAAGCAAUUGUACCAGACACUAUCUGACUUUGACAUACGAUUCUACAUGUAUGAAAUCCUAAAGGCGCUGGACUACUGUCACAGUAUGGGUGUCAUGCAUCGAGACGUGAAGCCACACAACGUUAUGAUAGACCACGAACACAGAAAGCUGCGCCUGAUCGACUGGGGGCUGGCGGAGUUCUAUCAUCCCGGCCAGGAGUACAACGUGCGGGUGGCCUCGCGGUACUUCAAAGGACCGGAGCUCUUAGUAGAUUACCAGAUGUAUGACUACAGCUUAGAUAUGUGGAGCUUAGGCUGCAUGUUGGCCAGUAUGAUCUUCCGGAAAGAGCCCUUCUUCCAUGGUCAUGACAACUACGAUCAACUUGUGCGCAUCGCAAAAGUGCUGGGGACAGAGGACCUGUAUGACUACAUCGACAAGUACAACAUAGAGCUCGAUCCCCGCUUCAACGACAUCCUUGGCAGACACUCUCGGAAGCGGUGGGAGCGCUUCGUGCACAGCGAGAACCAGCACCUCGUGAGCACAGAGGCGCUCGACUUCCUGGACAAGCUGCUGCGCUACGACCACCAGACACGACUCACUGCCCGGGAUGCGAUGGAGCACCCGUAUUUCUAUCCCAUAGCAAAGGACCCAGCGAGGAUUGGCACCUCGGCUGGACUCUCGGCCACUAACACGCCCGUCAGCUCCUCCAGUAUGUUGGCAGGCAUUACCUCGAUGUCCGCGUCCCAGCCCAUCGGCAGCCUCGCUGCGUCGCCCGUCAUCUCCUCUCCAAACGCUUUGGGCUCGCCGGUCCCCGCUGCAGCCGGAGUGCAGCCCUGAACUCGGUUCUCGACCUCUGGCUUCUCGCACCGCCGAGGCUGGUGCCGCGCCUGCCUUCUGCCCUCCUGCCUGCCCCUCCGCGAGCCGUGGGGCUCUGGCCGCCUGCCAGCAGCCGCUUCCCAGAGGCAGAAGUGGGGUGGGGGUGGGAUGGGGGGGGCGCUCUGGAAUUUUAUUUUUAUUUCUGUUGAGUAUGAAAAAAAAAGAGCAAAAAUGUAGGUUCCUUUUUUUCUCUGUGCAGUAACAAUAUCGCACUCUCUGGCUACGGACCAAGGCUGAUCUCUGUUGUGUCUGUGUCGGGGUAAGGAGUUAGCUGCAUUCUUCUCAUGAGGAUCAUGGUUAGUGAUGCAACUACAGUGUAGAAAUCUAAAAUGGAUAAUAAAAUUUAUUUUCUAUGUCCCUAA